CCGCAUGAGGGGGACAAGGACGCCGCACAAGCCUGCCUCCGACUCCCGGGACUGGAACCUUGCGUGCGCGGAACGCUCGGGCGGGGCCGGCGGGCAGCUCGGGCGCCUUUGGGGGCCGGACCGUCGCGCGGCAACGCUAGGAGCCGGCGGAAAUGGGGCUCAUGUCCCGCGGCACGGCCGCGGCGGGGCUGGGGGCCGGGGGCCGCGAGCGCUGUCGUCCGCUCGUCCCGGCCCGACGCGGUCCCCGACCCCAUGCCGACCCCGCCGCCUGAGAGCGCGGCCCCGGGGAACAGCCGCGUGCCCGGCAUGGUGCUCAAGGCCUUCUUCCCCACGUGCUGCGCCUCGGCCGACAGCGGCCUGCUGGUGGGACGGUGGGUCCCGGAGCAGACCAGCGCUGUGGUCCUGGCUGUGGUGCACUUUCCCUUCAUCCCCAUCCAGGUGAAGGAGCUCCUGGCUCGGGUGCAGCAGGCCAGCCAGGUGGGGGUGGCCGUGCUGGGCACCUGGUGCCACCGCCGGCAGGAUGCCGAGGAGAGCCUGGGCCACUUCCUGGAGGGCCUGGGCGCCAUCUUCUCCCAUGAGCCCUGGCUCCAGCUGUGCCGGGAGAGGGGCAGCAAGUUCUGGAGCUGCAAGGCCACCCGCCGGCAGGCACCUACCUGCCCCGGUGCCCCCGGCGAGGACCAGGUCAUGCUUGUCUUCUAUGACCAGCGCAAGGUGCUGCUGUCCCAGCUGCACCCGCCCGUGGCCCUGCCUGACCACCAGGCUGGCGAUGCCGUGGCCGGUGCUGGGGGCUUGGCUGCUGUCUUUGACACGGUGGCGCGCAGUGAGGAGCUCUUCCGAAGUGACCGGUUCGACGAGGGCCCCGUGCGGUUGAGCCACUGGCAGUCGGAGGGCGUGGAGGCCAGCAUCCUCGCGGAGCUGGCGAAGCGGGCCUCGGGGCCCAUCUGCCUGCUGCUGGGCGGCCUGCUGUCACUUGUCUCAGCCGCCAGCGCCUGCCGGGUGUUCCAGCUGUGGCCCCUGUCCUUUAUCUGGAGCAAGCUCUCCACAUGUGAGCAGCUCAGGCACCGGCUGGAGCAGCUCACGUUUGUCUUCAGCACCCAGAAGGCCGAGAACCCCACCCAGCUGAUGAGAAAGGCCAACGUGCUUGUCUCUGUGUUUCUUGACGUGGCCCUUGGUCUUGCGCUGCUAUCUUGGCUUCACGGGAAGGACCGGAUCGGCCACCUGGCAGAGGCGCUCGUCCCCGUGGCUGAUCACGUGGCCGAGGAGCUCCAGCAUCUCCUGCAGUGGCUGAUGGGAGCACCUGCUGGGCUGAAGAUGAACCGGGCGCUGGACCAGGUCCUCGGCCGCUUCUUCCUAUACCAUCUGCAUCUGUGGAUCAGCUACAUCCACCUCAUGUCCCCCUUCAUCGAGCGCAUCCUGUGGCACGUGGGCCUCUCGGCCUGCCUGGGCCUGACGGUCUCCCUGUCCAUCCUGUCAGACAUCAUCGCUCUCCUCACCUUCCACAUCUACUGCUUCUACGUCUACGGCGCCAGGCUGUACUGCCUGAAGAUCUGUGGCCUGUCCUCGCUCUGGCGUCUGUUCCGGGGGAAGAAGUGGAAUGUUCUGCGCCAGCGGGUGGACUCCUGCUCCUAUGACCUGGACCAGCUGUUCAUCGGGACCUUGCUCUUCACCAUCCUGCUCUUCCUCCUGCCCACCACGGCCCUGUACUACCUGGUGUUCACCCUGCUCCGGCUCCUGGUGGUGGCCGUGCAGGGCCUGAUCCAUGUGCUCGUGGACCUCAUCAACUCCCUGCCGCUGUACUCCCUCGGCCUCCGGCUCUGCCGGCCUUACAGGCUUGCAGCCGGCGUGAAGUUCCGAGUCCUGGAGCAUGAAGCUGAUAGGCCCCUCCGCCUCUUGAUGCAGCUGUGGCUGCCACCCCACCCACUCCUGGGGCUCCCUGUGCCGCAAGCUUUUCUUUGGGGAGCUCAUCUACCCCUGGAGGCAGAAAGGGGACAAGCGGGACUGACGGACCCUGGCCACCGGCCCGCCCGGCACCGCCACACGGCCACAGUCAGCCCUCCACCCUGCCGGGGACGCUGACCGUCAGGACGGCACGCAUCCGUGCCGUUUGCCUUCUGUGCCCCCGGUUGUCUGAGGCCUCUACAUCUGCCCCUGGCUCCGAGGCUGCGGGGUGCUGAGCAGGAGGUCGCAGGGGCAGCCAGCCGGGCCAGCAGGCCCGUGCUUCAUCACUAGCAGUGUUUGCCUCGGGACCCGCCUCCUGACCUGCUGGGAUGGCAUCGGCAACCCGGUGCCCCCCAGCCCCCGGGGGCCUGCCCAGGAGCCCUGCUCUGCCCCUCCCAUCACACCCAGACUCCGGGAGGGGUUUGUAGGCCUCUACCCCUGACCACCACGGCCACUGCCAACGGGGCGAGCUGGCAGCUCUCCCUGUCGGGAGGUGGAGGGACCGCUCCACCGGGAUGCGCUCAACGGUCCUUGAGGCGGACCCCCAGCAUCCCGUCCUUGGGGGUUGCUCCAGGGUCCCCAGAACCAGCAGCCCCGGUGGCCCCGAGCCCUCUGGGAAGCCGGCAGCACUGCCCUCGGAGCCUGGACCACACAAGGGUUUGCUUGAAGCCACCCGGAGAGGUUGUCCCGCAGGGGGAGCUGCCGUGGGCCUUUGGGUCUCCCUGUGUGAAGCCGGGCCACGUGGGAGCCCGGAGCCGCCUUGCCAGAGACCAGACAGCCAUUCACCCUGCCGCCCUGUCCCUGCCCCACACCCCUGCGGGAACGGGCCCCUUGGCCAGAUACCAUCUCCCUCACUGACGUCGCACAGAAGCAGGCAGCUCCUAGAGAGACACGUUUGUGGUCUCCAGUGUGUGUGUGGCGGGGGGGUGGGGGGCAGCAUUCAGGUCGCGUCUGCCUGCCGGCUGGCGUGGCAUCUGACUGUGGGCGCGAGCCCCACAAUCCCCAGGGGGAGGAAGACUGUACGUGCGGAUGGCAUCGUCUGUGUUUUGUCCUCCUGGAGUUGUUUGUGCUCGUGCCGUAGCCCGAGCAGGAGAAGGGGCAGCGGCCUCUGUUCAUUGCGGGCACUUGGGCCUGUCCACCUCUGCCACCUGCACUCCUUGGCUGCGGGCCACGGCGGGGAGCCCCUGGGGGAGUUCCCAGCAGCUCGGCAUGUGACGGGACAGGUCCUGGCUCUGCCUUUUUCUGCUGAGACAAUAAAACUUCCCACCCGUU
Molecule: messenger RNA, 3210 nt
Organism: Acinonyx jubatus (cheetah)
Lineage: Eukaryota; Metazoa; Chordata; Mammalia; Carnivora; Felidae
Gene: PIGQ
Product: phosphatidylinositol glycan anchor biosynthesis class Q
Exons: 11
Coding region: 253-2076 (607 amino acids)
Biological process (GO): GPI anchor biosynthetic process
Cellular component (GO): endoplasmic reticulum; membrane
Source: RefSeq, a predicted model, not a curated record